AUGAACCCGUCGUCAGCGGAGUUGCACACUCCACUCAUUCGUGUGAGGCAAAUGUAAGUUCAGAGGUAAUCUUGAGGGAUUUUUAGGACUCUUCAAUAUUAAACUAAAAAUUUGUUUAGAGCAGAAUGUAAUUACCAACCACAACCUUCAACUCGGCUUCUGUCUGCUUGCGGUAAUCUCGGAGACUAUAUAGUUGUUGAGAAAGAUGGAAGGCUCAGUUCGAUUAAAGACGAUUAUUCCAUCAAGAAGAUCAUUGACUUCCAGAAGCCUGUAAAGGUAAACUCUACAUUAUGAUAUAUUCUUUUAUUUAGGUCGCAUUUGCUAAUGGAUGUCUAAUUCUUGUAACGGCGGAUGGGUUUUGCUUCCGUUCGGUACUUGUUGCGAACAGUUCGCUAAACGAACUUGUUUUUGGUCAACACAACGACACUAUCUAUAUCGAAUUUUCAAAGGAACAGGUUUGUUUUGACUUAGAUUCUUUUGAUUUCUCUUACAGGCCGAGGCAUUAUUGCAUUUGGAGGACAGCGUCCAAGGAGGGUCGUUUCUAAUCUCCAGUUUCUUGGAAGAUGUUCGACGGUUUGUUGAUUCUGGAGAUGAAUCCUCAGUUGUGCCCAUAGCGUUGACAAAACAGUUGUUUAAUGAGUUGGAAAUUGCUUUAACCUCAAAUGAAGCAACACAUUCGUAUGCCUUCCAUCUCUUGGAAAAAAUGAGAGUAUGUCAUUAUAAAACAGGUAAUAUUUUUUCAGUUCUUCCUUGAUCCGUUCAAGCCAUAUAAUGUCGACAUUCCUGCGGAUACAUUCCCAUAUUCAACCCAACAAGAUGUUUGCCGUGUUUCAAAUAUGACUUCUGAAGCCGCCCGGAGAUUAUCGUUCUAUAGAUGGCCUAAGGGUGAAUGUCUGUUUGCACAACCGAAAAACCUUGCUAAUGCUGGAUUUUUUUUGCGUCCUUCGGCUGGAAAUCUGGAUCGAGUUUGUUGUUUUUCAUGCGAAGUUUGUCUUGUAAACUGGGAGCCUCAGGACGAUCCUAUUCGAGAGCAUGUAGAGCAUAAUUCCAAGUGCAAUUUUAUGAAUGGAAUGGAGAAACGAAAUAUCACAUUUGAAGAGACCAAGGCCAUGUUGCCGUUUCUGUCAUGGGCCCAAAUUGAGCAAAGCGAUGUAAAAAUAUCCCCUGAAGAAAUUUUGGUAGGAAGUUGUGACACGAGUUGUUCAUGGAUAGCAACUGCCGUCUCCCCGCUGCCCGGUCAUAACAAACCGAGCAUCUUUCUUUUUGAUUUAAACAAAGUUUCUCAGAGACCUGUUGAGAUUUUGUUGGACUUAUAUGCGACUUGUAUGGCUGGUUCUCUACAGUCGCGACCGGAAGAGCCGAGAAAAUCGACUGGGGCAUUUGAUUGGUUAAACAGUGUCAACGACAUUGCGAAUAUUAUCGAUGGAAAUCAGAAGUCAGAAUCCCCACUAUGCACAAUUACCUCGUUAUGCACAACGAGUUCCCUAGAUGAAAAUGUGCAGAUUACUAGUAGUGAUAAGAUUAUCGCUCUCCUUUGUACAUCGGUUUUGGUAGACGAAACGAGGCUUAAAAAAUGUAUGUGUCUGGUUGAUUUUGUAAUGUUUUGAGGUUAGCUCUUAGCAAUGAGGCCUCAGUUGAAGAAGUUUUGACUUUGAACACGAUUAAUACUUUCUGCGAAACAACCAGGAUUGACGAGUUUGACUAUGGCGUGGAGGUUCCUCGAAGACCAUUUAUUUUGGUGCAUCAUGUUGUUGAAUUUCCUGGGGACGCAGUUACAGAGCCAUUGACUUUUGUAUAUCAAGCCGCGGGAAAAAGUAUGUCCAUUUUUAUUAUUUUAGUGUUUAAUUUUAGGUUCUGAUGAUAUGAUCACUGAUCAAGUUGAAAAGUCAGGUAAGUUCGUAAUGAUAUGUUGACACACUCUGUUUCAAAAUUAUAGACACGCCUGUAAAAUCUGCAAUUACGGUGUCGGGGUUUAAUUGACGGAUGCGGACCCUUAAACCCGAAAUUGGGCAGCUAAUUUUUAUACAUAUUCUUAAUCAGCAUGAUUUUUCGGUGAGGUAUGUCCUGUCUAAAAGUCGGAGCCCCCGUAAAAGUAUUUAGUUUGUUAGCUAACCACUUGUGAUUGUGGGCCCCAUAAUGCCUGAAAUUAUUCAUAUGACUGCACAGUACAAAUGUCUGGGCUUUAUCGACUUUAAAAUGCCUAGAUUUUCUUGCAAUUUUCCCGGAAAUCCUCUAUUUUGUGUAAUCAGGUCAGGUUGUGUAAUCUGUCAGAAGUUCUAGAUGCGACCUACGGUAUUUAAGGACUAGAUGCAGUCAGUUUUUAAAAAACACGUGGGCCUAAACGUUUUUACAAGAACCUAAAAAUUCCAGUGUUGAAGUUUUUGUAUAUAGCUUGUUCUUGUUUCACAAGUUUUGAGUUAAAAUUGCCGCCGCCUCUGUAAUUUUGAAACACCCAAAUUUGGAAAAUCUUUUGUUUAAAGUAAAAUUAUAGUGCAAUAGGAAAAAUUAUUUUUUGGUGAAUGUGUUCAAACCUCUAUCAAUCUGUAAAGGUUUCAAGUGAACCCCGACACCGCAAUUGCAGAUUUUACAGUCUGUCUGUCAUUUUGAAACAGUCUGUAAGAAUGUUUUAGCUGAUAGCGCAAGACCAAAAGAAACCGAAUACAUCCCUUUGUAUUACAAUGCUAAGGAGACCGUUGCGGUUGGUAUCCAGUGCAUUCGCUUACCUCCGGAGUUCGACAACACAGACUUCAAGGUACAGUGUGGAUUAUGAACAAAUAUUUCUUAGGUCUCCACGAUGCAUUUUGGUAAUGAUGGUUCUAAGCUUUUGGUUAUUAUCGACCCGUCUUCCUCCGCUUUGACCGAUUUCUCAUCAUCGAUUCUGGUUUACACUCGAAUACCUUCAUUGUACAUGUUCCGCCUGGAGCCAGCUUUGAAGUUCACUGUGAAGAAAAAAGUAAAAAAUGCGUAUUUUUUGGGCAACGACUACUUUGGCGCAUCAACAACUCAUCGCGACAGUGCCAGGUCGACCGAGCCGUUAAACGAAACCAUCAUCAUCCAUUAUGCAGACGGAACUCUGGAGAUAAUGGAUUUGGACUUUUGUCAAACUUGCAAGAUUGAGGCCGAUUCAAUCCUUGAUGUAACCACCAAGUCUUCGAACGCGUUAAUGGCCGUGACCACAUCGGGAAAGUUUGUCAAUAUUGAUAUUCAUACAUCUAUUCCUACGUGCCAUAGUGAUUUCCUGGAUGAAUUAAUUGUGGCAUUGAUUGAAUCAUCGGACAACGGACACAUCGACGAACACUUGUUUAACCGAGUUCUAACCUCCGGUGGCCUAAGAUUGAAAUACGACGAUGUCAUCGGUUCUAUUAAUGAAUCGCCCGCGAGUGCCGUGAAUUCUUUUGGCGACUUGAGGAAAUUGUUUAGGAUGAUAAAAAGCCAACCUUUAUGCCAACAAAGUAUUCCGAUUUCAGACCGAAAUCUAUCGGCAGGGACAGCGGCAAAUCUGUAAGGGUUUUUAAAUGGUUGCGUACUAAGACCAGGAAUUUUAGACAGAAUGCUGUGGGCGUCAGUAUUCAAACAUCCUCCGAGUUCGUGGAAUAUAUGCCAUCCAGAAAUCGUGGUAGCCCCCAAAAUCUUGCUGUUUUGGCGGCCACGAAUUGUCAGGAAUUCUCUGCCAUCAACAAGUAUGUAUAUAACGAGUUGUUCUCAUCUAAUCAUGAUGCAACAAGAGUAUGGCAAAGUAAGGUACAAAAGGACCAACAGAAUCGGACACUCAUUAUGGAAAUGACAAUUUCGGUAAUGUUAUGAAGUGGUUAAUUUAACCUCAUUUCUAUUUAUAGUUUGGGUUCAAUCUGAGCCAUCUGAAUAUAAAUGUUGGAUUUUGCGGCUUUGUUCGAGGAUCUCCAGACAUUAAGAUGACCAUUUACAUAGCCAAGUCUGGCAAUUCUACAAUUGUCGAGGAUCUUGGAGACGUUUUGCCCUCAUUACAAACUUUACCUGGUCCCAGCUCUGGUUUUUCAAUUGAACAUUAUUUGGAUUUCUUAUGUUCCACGAAAGGAAUAUUGGAAUCAAAUGUACGUGAUCUUUAAACACUUAUAUUUUUCUUUUAGUAUACAAAAGUUAUUGGUCCAAUUGAUGUUGCGGACUUUGUGGAUGGAGAGGGGAAACAAUCUGUAAUCCAAGUGUCGGUUGUACCAUUACUUCUGGCUGCUGCAGCAAUAAAUAAGAAGAACGGGUCUAUCAAAGAAGGCUGGCUGGCAGAUACCUAUCGUUUCUACAUUGUGUUUGAAGUGAAUGAAGCUUUGACGGAGGCGCAAAUGGAAUUCUCUGACAUGCAAACAAAUAUGUCGCAAUUUAAGGAUAGCGUAGUUACAGCUGGGGCCAAGCGCAGUCGAAACACUGAAGUUCCGUCGGGCGGAAUCAUUCCGUUGCCUCAGGGAAGACUCUCGAUUUCUGGAGAAAAGAAGAAGCAGUACACAAAAACUAAGUUUACCACUAGAAAAAGAAAUCAGGCGAUGAGCAUGGUUGCGGACAUUGUGACCACAAACGUGUUAGAUCCGUUUUACAAUGGUAAGGCCUGAGUGGUUGGUAAAAUCUUGUUUUUAGUCUUGCAGAAGAAGGAGUUUGUUUCGGCCCUAGAAUAUGUUAGCGUAUCUGCCUUCCAAUACACCAAUUCAUUACAAAGGCCAAACUACCAAAGGUGUCUUUUGUUUACGAAUUCAGACCUUCAUGACAGACUGAUUCGAAUCUUGGCUGGAGUUUCUGAUAUCCUUGAUAGCGAACCUUAUUACAAGACGGUCUCAUCUCAACUUUACGCAGUCGAUUUACUGCAGUUUGCCGUCUCUAACUUCCGUACGACCGGAAAUGCGUAUGUGGUCGAUUUAAUUAGCAUGAUUUUUUAGUUCCGCAAUGAGCAGACUGUUUAAAAGCGUGGUCGACGUGAUGCCAUUUAUUGUAUUCAACUGUUUUGUUGCAAGCCCAAGGGCUGUCGCACACAAAACCGCUGUGUUUAUUCUCGAUAUAGCGGAUCUGACCGCGAAAUUAGAUUUUAAUUUGGUCGAAGAUGCAUUCAAGGUCUUUACAACGUCAGUUAGGGAGAUUCUUGGCAACAAGAGGCGAUUCCGUUGUGCUGGGUCGAUGCAUUAUUUAUGUGUGCUUAUAUAUUCAUUGUGCAAGGUAAGUCGGAAUUGUUGGUGUGUAAUAUUUGUCCAGCUGAUCAUCUCCAAGUCCAUGUCUCCGGACACUCUGAAAUCCGUUCAAAAAUUGCAACAAGCUUCUUCUUCAAUCGUGCUAGAAGUUUCCAGGAUGUGGCAUUCCAAGCGGGCUGGAUGUAUUGGUCAGCCCUCCCGGGUUCUGUCACUGGAUGAGCUUUAUCUUUACGAUUACCCGUCUCAGGUUGCAGUGUGGGCUUUCCAACCAGAUAAGUUGGAAUCUGCAUGUGCCUCUGGCAAGGGCACUUAUGGCGCUGUAUUCAAUAAGAACGAAAGCGAUCGGUCUUUGGUGGAUGUCAGGAAACGGAUUCCUUCAUCUGCUUACAAAUCAUCGUUUGCUUUUGGAGACACUGCGGCCAAAACGAAUGAAGCCAUCAAGAUAGACAAAAGCAACAAGUACGAAAUAAAUACUGCCUUGGCUACAAUGUUAAUCUUCGACGAGAGCAAAGACGUGGGUUUCCUGACAUUUUUAUUUAAUCUAAGCUUAGGUUGAAAUGAAAUGGUAUGAACAUGCCGGAAUUUCCGCACUCAUUGCGAAUCAGGGUGUUCCAAAGACGAGUGAAAAGAAGCAAAUAUCAAGUUUGGGCGCUACUCGUAGGGCUAUGUAUGCUGCCGGCGGCAACGUUGAAGAGGGCUUCAAACAAGUUACUUCAGGGCAAAGUUUAGCCAAAAGCUGCAACGAACAACCAGAAGAAAAGGGGUUGGCGGAUGUUUUAUCAUCAGCAUCAUCUCGGUCUCUGUUUGAAACACUCCAGAAUCACUUUGGAAAGGAGAACACGUCUCGCCUGGAAAUGGGCUCCGAGUUCUUCUCAGGGCUUUUGGAAGCCGAACCGUUAUUCUUUGAAGUUGUUAAUUCGAACCAACACGUACGUGUGGUAGAUCUGAAUGCAAACAGAGAUGUUAAAAUGAAUGCCGACAUAAAGGUUGAGUCCUCGACUCCGCUGCCCAUGGACGAGUUCAGUGUCGAUCCCGAAUUGGAUGAUAUUACAAAAGGGAUCCAGACGAGAUUCGACUUCGAAAGAAAACGUGCGUUUAUGCCGUCGCAGAGUAAGAACCUGAAAAUCUUGUAUGGCAAUGCGAGGUCGAACGAUAAAAAGGUAAUUAAUUAUUAUUUUUCAUGCUUCUACGUAUCAAAUCUUAGGCCGAAAUGUUCAAAGGAUUGGCUGAAAUGUAUGUGUUAGGAUGCCACAACAAAUUUGUGCAAAAUAUACAAAGUUCCCCGAAUGUUUUGAAAAAUGAUCAGGGUCAUAAUAAGAGCGACGUCCCGGAAUCUGUCUUCUAUGAUGACAUGAACGUCGACGUGGAUGCUGAGGUUAUUCCGGAACUUGACGCCGAAGAUGAGGCUUUCUCCACCAAGGGUCUCGAGAUGACUUAUGACGCCAAGAAACCGUCGUCACGAGGCAACAGAUCAGUGGUGUUUAGAAGGCCUCCAAUGUUGUUGGUCGAAUUUGAGAAUUGCCACGCCGGACAGGUCUUUCAAAUGGUAUUGGAUCUUCAUUUACCCACCUUGAUCACCGAUUUUAUUAUUCCGGCUAAUGAAAUAAUGUCAGCCGUUUCUGUGGAUGGAUGGCUCGAUGAUGAACGCAGGAAGUCCAGAAUAGCCUACAGCACCGAGAUUGAGCGAAGGUCGUUGGUUUUGAAGAAUAUGAAUUCUCCCGAUUUGGUUAGAUACAUCAGAUUAUCAUUUACCAUCCGAGAUUCUCGAAAGAACAGAACGGCCUUUAUGGUGGGCAAUUUUUAUGGAAUUCGGUUCGUUUCUCCGUGGAAUAUCUACAAUCAUGAAUGUGAAGAUGAACUCCUGGAUGCAGCACUGAAAAUGGUAAGAAUUGCAAAAAAAAUGAAUCUUUUUUUUAGAAUUGCAUUGGCUUAAAGGAUGUAGAGAAAGCUACUGUACGUCUCAGGCGCCGUUACGAAACGCUGGCUUCACAAGCGAAAAAGUUGCUGACACAAGGAACACCCGACGCUAUGAAGACUUACAACGUUGCCAUGGCGGAUCGCGUGUUGUUUAAUACCUUCAACAAUAUCUUGCAACGCUCGAGAAUUGACAUGCAUCCGGCAAACGAGGUGUUGAGACAAAAGAAAGAUGAGGCCAGAACCUCCACGGAUCAGAGAAUGCGAGAUUGGUAUGGAUGUGAAACAAACUUUCUCGAAUUUUCGUGGAGUAAGCACAGCACGUGGGAUGAAGCCUCAAGUGAUGAACUGAAGUGCAUUCUUCACGAAUGGAUGCUGCUUUCCAAUGACAUUCAUUUCUUGUUGCAGACUUUUAAGAAAGAUGAUUUAUCCGAGGUAGGUUUCUGCAAUCGUUAUGUUUAUUGUUUUCAGUUCGUUUCUUCUGCGAAUGUGCCAUUAGAUUUGAACAGCGCUGUACUACUAUUUGGUUGUUUAACAUGCGACGUGGACCCAAGCAUACAAGCUCAGUCCUGUGCCUAUCUUUUCCAUCAAGGUAAUCGUAUGAUUUGGUGGCCAGACUUCUUCCCUGCCGUCAUCAAGAGGUACUUUGUCAAUGGAAUGUCAGAACAGAUAGAAGACGCAUUUGUUCGUUUGGUCUUUUUGUGCCACCAUUCAGUUCAGCAUAACGAUUUGAGAAUUCCAAUAAUGGAUCGGCUGUUAAAUUAUGUCAUAGAACUGACAACGAUAUCAGAUUGGACAGCCAGCAUAGAUACAAACCAGCUAUCUUGGGCUCUAUUGCUUAUGUCCAAUGCUUUCGAUGUAAUCGUUCCGAAUACUCGACACCUUGACCGAUGGGCUUUCUUAUCCGGUCAUUCUUGUAUAAACUACCUUCCCAACGUGCAGAAUUGUGAGAUCACUACAAACAGAAGGUAUACGCGAAAGGUGGGCACAGUAAAGGAUCACAACUAUUGGGGGAGCCCCGAUAUGCCCCAGUCGUUUUUGCAAGGAAUAACAAGCGCUCCAAUGCAAUAUACUGAUAAAUACGGCCAAAUCCCAGUCAUUGAACAACCAACAUGGGUGGAACUUCGAAGGCUAGCGACUGAUAUCAAGAAUCUUGGGAAGGACUUGGAUACCAAACUUCACAAUAAUAACAUUUCACCGGACACAUAUCACAUGCUGAAGAAGGAACAAAAGCAACUCAGUCAACUGUAUCACACAUCCCAGACAUGUCUGACUAAGGGAUCUAUGAACUUCGAGGGCCUUUUUGAGAAAGUUUUUCAGUCUGGGUUAGACAAAACGACAGAGUCUACAUCACAAGCACCGUUGGCGGCCCAAGAAGACACCGAAGAUGAUAAAAUAAAGACGGAUCAGGGGCAACACACCAAUGAUUUGAAACAGAGACUUCUGAAGAUGAGAAAGAACCUCCAAAUAUUGUUGAAACAGAUUAGUAAGUCAAAAUGAAAAUGAAAACUUUUUGUAGAAUACAGCCAAUACUCCCGAAAGAAGAUCAAUGAAUCUGGAAUAUCAAGAUCAAGACGGUUUGCAGUCAGAAUCAAAUUGAGGAAUGAUACUGUGGUGAAAAGCAUUAAGCUUCUAAUCAACUUGUUCUGUCGGAAAAGCAACAUUUUGUCGCAGGGAACUCAACUUCUUCUUUUCAAGAUAUGUUCCAAGCUGAGUGUACAUGGAUGUGCAAUUCCGGUUUCGUUCAGAGAAAUUAUGGAAUCGAUGGACGCGACCAAAGAGUUACUGGCAUCAGGUUUGAAUCGUCAUAUUCUUUCACAUUUUAUUCAUUCAUCUUUAGUGUUUGAAAACGCGGAUAGAAAUGAUUGGCUCCGGUAUGCUUUUAUGAGUUUUGUGCUGGAUGUCGUGGAAUCUGAGAAUGCCAUUCAAUCUGUAGUUUCCAUUGAGACAACCCCGUCGACAAGUGCGCGGAAUGCGAAUGUUAGCGAUACUGAAGAACCAAUUUAUUCACCGCAUUUUGAAGGUGAGAUAUUAUUAUAAAAUACAACUUAUAUGUUUGAGGCCCUAUUUGAAUUGGCUAUAACUUCUUUAUUUUUCGGCCACAUUUGAAGACUCUUUUUUUCCAUGACUCCUCAUAAUCCCCCAUUUUGUUUAAUAUCAAAUAGGUGGCAGGAACACUGAAAUCUUGCCAUCUUCGUCGUGAACAACAAAAGAUUUUUAAAAAAUGCCGUAAAAUCAGUCGUACAUCGUGAACGGUGGAGGAUAUUAAUGGAAAACCUAAGGCCUGUUUCAUAAACGAAAAAUAUUAAAUAAAAUAGAUGAAAGGGAAAUAGAGAGAACACCUAAAACGCAUUUCGAAGUGAGAGAGUUGCGACAGAUUGGUAGAACCCAUCUCUAGAGCGGCGAAUUUAUCAGAGCGAUCGGAGUCAUUUUUUACGUCCAAAACGGGGGGUUCUCUACAAUAAUCAGUGGAUAACUCGGCUCCCGGUGGGCGUAGAAUCGCCCUUCCAAAAACCAAAUAAAGCUAGUUCCAACAGCUGGGAGACUGACUUUACGGUCCCCCCUCUUUCGGGUGGCGCCUUUUCGGGCCCGCCUUUUGGGGUGGAAGACUUUUCGGUCCCCGUCCUUUCGGCUGGCGCCUUUUCGGUCCCUGGGCUUUUCGGGCGGGGACUUUUCGGGUGAUGAGUAAAAAAUUGUAAAAUAAGAUACUACUGAUGAUGCAAUAUUGUAAAUAAUUUAAAAAAAAAACUUUUUCAUCCGUUUUUUUUGGGAGUUUCGAGUUAGAAUCACCCACCCACCCUGCGACAUUUUCAAUACAAAACUUCAAAAUAACAUUAGAAGAAGUGAUAAAAGUUUAACAUUAUCAAAUCGUCCAUGAAGAAGCUGAAUUUCUAAUUGAAAUUGGCAUAAAAUCCUGCAUUAAAUCGGAAAAUUCAUUACUAGUAAUCUUAUCACUUACGAAUUGUGUUAUUACUGUUAUUUUCCGUUUUUUCUUUUGUAAUUCGUUAAUUAAUAAUUAUUAAUAAUUAAUUUUUCAAAUACUUUUUGGCAAAUGUAAACUUCUUUUUCGGAUUCUUCUCGGACGCUUAUCUAAAAGAAUCUGUUUUUUGGUCGAAAACCCCAAAACCGGAUGAAAAAGUUUUUUUAAAAAUUAUUUACAAUAUUGCAUCAUCAGUAGUAUCUUGUUGUACAAUUUUUUACUCAUCACCCGAAAAGUCCCCGCCCGAAAAGCCCAGGGACCGAAAAGGCGCCAGCCGAAAGGACGGGGACCGAAAAGUCUCCCACCCCAAAAGGCGGGCCCGAAAAGGCGGGGACCGAAAGUGGGGGGACCGAAAAGUCCUGACUCCCCAACAGCUACAUGCUAUGCAAAUUUCAUAUUUUAAGUGACAAAAGUAGUUAAAAUAAUGAAUGAGUACAAACGACUUCAUAUUGAUGCUAUAUUAGGCUUAUUGUAUAAAUACCCCACCUGGGAAUGUACCCGGGGAUAUACCCACGAUGUGAAAAUACCCGAAUUUUCCGGACCUUACUUUGAAACAGUUCAACUUUUUUUGUCCAACACAACAUCCCAUCUUCAGGCACACAAUUUAACAAACAUUGAAAUAAAAUUUUGGUUUUUUUUUUGUCUUUUUCUCCUUUUUACUGUAGUUUUAUAAAAAGGUAUAUCAUAUUUGGUGUUAAAAAUGGGAGAUUCUGAGGAUUCAGGGAAAAAAGAAUCUUCUAAUUUGGCCGAAAGAUAAAGAAGUUAUAGCCCAUUCAAAUUGGGCCACAAAGGCGCCCACGUUGUAGUUAUAUGAAAAAUAAAUUUAGGUCACAUCAAACGGCGCAAAGGAGAUCCUUUGGAUAAGGACGGCGUGAUGGAAGAGGGGGGUCCAGCUUUGUCGGCAAAUUCUAGCUUUUCUAUUGACAAAAUUGACGACGGCAUUCUCAUUUCAAAAACACUGGUCACAUCAGGUCUCCUUGAUCCAUCGUCCACUUGUGGAAUCGCGAACGAAGACCGUGAUUUUCAUCCAGGACUCUGUGACACGAGAACAACCAUCGGUUUGAAUCCCAAUUUCCCAUUCGCUUUCAAUUUGUUGGACAAUCCAAAUGUAGAAGAAGUCGAUUUGCUGAUAUUUAUGGCCAUGAUUGCCUUGAAGCCGCUAGACCUUAAAUCAACUCCGAUUUGGAAUAAUUACAGGACCUGGUUUUUGAGGGUUGUCGCGUAUAACGUGGCGCGUGCUCAUUAUGACCGAGGUGAACCACUAUCAGAUAUAUUCAGGUGGUUCGAUUAUGUUGUGGGUGCUGAGAUGGAAGCAGCAAGUGCAUCGUCAAACGUAAGAAAACCCCCUUUUCUUGUUUUUAAUCUUUAAAAAUAUAUUUGGCUCUUUCUGUUUUAGGAAGCAACUUACAUGAAAUGGGCUUUGCUGUCCAUAAUGAAUCCCAAAGAUUUUAUUGAAAGAGAGUUUAACUUAUCAACGAACAAGAAUGUUAUCCCCGAUCAGAGAACACCGUCGCAUACCGCUCUAGCCUGUGCUAUCUUCUAUUCCGACUUCUAUUCGAUGUAUGAAACAUCGAACCAUCCGAUGGAUGUGGAUGAUGAACAGAUGUUUUUGCCUUUGGAUGAUCGGUUUGAAGGUAUCUACAAUGAGGUGGUGCAACUUAUGAAAGGAUCCUCGUCUUUGGGAAGUUUUAACAAAGACCUUGAGGACAUCGUUCGAGUAAAGACAUCCAAAGAAACCCAAUCGUCAAUCAAAAAAGAAUUGAUCCAAUUUUAUGACGAUUGUGAGACAACCUAUCUUCCCAUCGACUGCAGCGAAGAUGUGCUCCAAUACGUUGCCUCCCGGCGAGUGAUACCUUUAAAUCAUGCCAUUUUCUCAUUCAGUAAACUACGAUUUUUACAGUCUGUUCUUCAAGUGGUAAGUAGUUGUUUCUUAAAAUAAAGCUGUUCAGCGACGAUGUCUCAAAGGGACUUCGUUGCAAGCCCCUAAUAUUGGUGACCUCCUUAAGAAUGUGAGUUUGGAUUCUCCCUACGUUAAACCAGUACAUGACGUCGUCGUGAACUCAGAGUCUGGCAAGGCUGUGUCCAUAACUCAAGACAUGUCCCGGACUCUGGAGAAGUAUGAAAUCGAGACAGGUCUUCAUUUCUUAAAUGUCCACUUGGCCCCUUUCCAAUUGGGUGUUUCUUUGCUGUCCUAUUCCAAUGUUGAACACCAUCCUUACACACAAUUUUGGAGAAUGGAAGCCGAAAGGAAAGUUCAUUUGGGCUUGUCCUACAAACGGAUGAGUCCGUCGAUGUCGAGAACUGUGAAGUCGUCCACUUUAUACGAUUUGUCGGCUCCACUCAGCUCAGGAGGAACAUGUUGUGGGUGGAUUUGUCAAGCAAUUGGCGAACUUCUUUGUGGAAUGGAUGUGCAGCGAGCCAAUGAAUUUGAAGGGAAAACAACUCGACUUGGUGGAGGACAGUUCUUAAAGUAUUUGGUCAUGUUUUACUCCGAUCUGCAGGGAAAUGUUUUUUCUCAAAAGGGGGCUGGUUCUGAGUUGACCUCAACGCAACGUUUGUUUGUCCUUUCCGAGCAUGCUAUCUCCUCCCUGAUGAAAUUUGUUGUUGAUUUCAACUAUGUCAGCAUCGAUAUUUGGUUGAAUUUAUUCAAAAUUCUGAUAUCUGUCGACGCCCCUCCGGAAGGAAAAGAUGUCGCCAUUGAGGGGAAGAACUACAAAUUCACGCAUUGGAUUGAGAACUCGGUCCAUUUCGAGAGACUUAUCUACGAGUUUUUUACCUCUUCUUUGGAUCGCUUUUCUAUGGUUACUCGAACAGUAAGUUUCUAAUUCCUUAUAAAGUAUUCGCAAUUUAAGCUGCCAACCUAUGGCCCUGCUGCUUGUACAGUAUUCCGCCGGUUUAUCCAGAUUGUCUUCACAAAGCAACCCUCGCAGGUUAUAAUGGAUUCAGUGCUCAAAGCGCUUUCUUCUCUGUUCAAGAAAUCUCGUGAAUUUGGGUAUAUAACAAUGCCUGUGGACGUUUUAAUGGAAUUGACCAACGCAAUAGACACGAUGGAAAAGGUUUGUCCCUGCGAUCCGACUGUGUUCGCCGAGUUCUUCACUGCCUUUGUCGACUUCACCGAGGACUUCUUUGAUGAAAUCGAGAAAACCAAGGCUCAUUUCCCCAGUACAGAUCCAGGCAUUUCGUCUCUUCAAAGCCUUCCUUCGGCUUUGCUGAACACCGUUUUGGAAUCAACACCAAUUCCCAGCAAUAUGUGUUUUAGUAUGACUUUGAACGCAAAAAUGCAACGGGAAAGAAAUUCCAAUUUGAUGGAACGACUUCGGUCUUCUGGAAAUAAUUCCACAAGCUCUGGAAAAAGCUCGAAGAACAUCACGUUCGUGAAACGAGCUGAUAUAUUGGAAAACACUGUUCGGGAUGGAGAAGUUAAUGUUGGUGAUCAAUUCAUGCAAUGUGCUUACUCUUUGAUGAGAAUGGUCGGUCGUUAUGUAUCUCAAUAUAGACCACAGAUCUUGAAAACGUUGCUGCAUUCGCAAAGUUUAGCCAUCAAGAGAUUGAUUGACACAAUGUUCAUGUUCGUUUCCUGUACUACAAAUGUCGACGAAAUCGCAAAGGAUAGGUAUGAAAAUUUUUGUGUACUACCACGCUUUCCUGGCCCAGACUGAUAAUCUUAUUUUAGUUUCAAAAUUGUGACAUUAGCUGAUGCGGUUGUUCAUCUUCUAUUGGUCGUAUCAGAGACGUCGAUGGAAGAUCCGGAAUGUUGUCGCCAAUUCAUCAGACUUGUGAUCCAAACUCUCAGGUCACGUGUUGAGCGAAGAACGGGCUUUGAGAACUCAAGUUCGAUGUUGCUAAUGGACUUGCCUGUGCCUGUGCUGACGUUGUUGAAAUCAUUAUUGCUUGGGGUAUCUCGAUGUCAGAUCUUCGUCGAUGAAGGAGGUCACACAUUUGUUGCUGAACAACUCCAACUUGCGCUGGAAUCAUGUUGUCACGACUGGCCUCAGGUAAAGAAGUUCAGUACAAUGACGAAGCAGUUGAAUAUGCUUUCCACUCACUUCACUGGAGUUGAACCGCUCAGCUCAAACUUGCCUUACAAUCACACCCCGGCUCCCGUAGAUGAGAAGAUCUUGCGACCAACAAUAAACAGCCAGCAAGCAAAAUGUUCAGACGGUUUCGGCAGCGGCCCAGUAAGCGUUAUCUUGCAUUAUUUAGGAACUGUUUAGAUGACUGAAAGCGUUAAAGAACCCGUUAAAUACAGUCUGGCUUACCCAUCGGUAAAUGUGAUAAACCCGAACAAUCAAUACUCCUCUCAGUUAUUUGGGAAUCGCCUUUCGAUCUCAGUGAAGGCUUCCAACAACCACAAUGCCCAACCUUUACCUCAGAAUGUGGUCAACUUUGCUCCAACUUGUUUGCUCAAAUCAGAAACCGCGGCCGUGGCUCAGCUCUCAGCAUUGACCUUGAUGUCGGACAAAAGGGGACGAGUUCAAAACUUUCAGCACAAAUUCCCUCCAAAAAAGCACUGGCUAGAUAUUACUUUCGUGUUGCCUUAUAAAGUAGUGCUCUAUGAGGUGGCUAUCAAAAUCCCCGACAAUAUGAUUCAUUCGAUUCCGUCAGCCAUCCAGGUGGAGUUGUGCUCCGAUCCCGCUCAAUGUAAUUGGCAACCGUUGUCAGCUCCAGUAAUCCCAAAUCCUGUAAAUUACAUCAGGAUACCGACUUACGCUUACAAAUUUCCGGUCUCAGGUAAAUAUUAUUUGUCGAAUAUUACGGUGCUUUUUACACAUACGAGGCAUGACUAAUUUAGCUGUCCGUCUUCAUCUAAAAGCCCCUACCACAUCAAGUUUGAUUGCCAUAUCUCAGAUAUUCCUUUUGGGAUCAAUUUCGAAUUCAGCUAUGAAAACUUUGAGUGAAUCCGACAUGUUCGAGUCUACUGUAAUGAACCACUGGAUAUCUCUUUUCUCCCGACUUUGUGCCAGAAUCGACGUUCCAGUGAGACAGUACGCUCCAACGUUAUCCGAGGCGCUGAUACGAGUAUAUUUAUGCGGAGAACAUUCCGCGGACAUUGUUCGGCAGAUUCAAGAUCUGCUUCUGAAGUUGGAUAGCAAGAACAAACCAGGUCAAAGCAACCUCAUUUCGUCGAUUGUGAUUCAUUUGAGUACGUAAUUAAUAAGGAAAUGCUUCCAAAUGCGACGGUCAGAUUUUCUUUAAAAUAGGGGUACGCGGAGAGCGGUCAGAGAAAAAAGCCUUUUUUCCUACUUUUAGACGGGACAUACCUCAAAAAAUCCGGAAAAUUGUGCCGUUCAAAGAUAUGUAAAAAUUUGCUGCCUAAUAUCGGGUUUAUUGGUUGAAAAUGCCCAAAAACGCGCUAAUUUUUCCUACAACUAGGCACAGGCAUUGCAAGCGAUAAAAAACAUGGUCAGUCUCUUCCUCCGAAGAGAGCGAUGUGGCCGAGUAGCUAUUGCGGAAGUCUGUGAAUCAAGGGGGUGGACACCUCACGGGUUCGAUUUCCCUUUUGGCUUUGAAUCAAGGUCUGGAAAAUAAAUUUAUGUGCCAAGAUCUUUUUAUUAAGUCUUAAAAACUGAAGACAAAUCAUUUUAAGCGAAAAUAAAAUUUGUAAACCUGUGAAAAAUUGAGCUGAAGGGAGUUAUGUAGAGGUUUAAAUCAAAUUGCAAUUGAUUUUUCACUCGUAAAGUCUGCGAUUGGGCAACUAAUUUUUACAUAUUCUUAGUCAGCAUGGUUUUACGUAUUUUUUGAGAUACGUCCCGUCCAAGUAGGAGCUCCAAUAAAAGUACUUUCCUUGUAAAUUUGCGCCAAGUUUCACCAAAAUCUGAGCGUCACACUUUUAGCACUUUCCUUAUAAGCAUAUUUUUUUCAUUUAUUUCUUUUUUCAGCGAACGGGGGAAGAAUAUCACAAAAAACAUAUCCCAGUGUAUCUGAGCUGCUGUUUACCAGUUGCUCAAUUUCUUCUCAAAUCGCACCAUCCAGAAGUCAAAACGCUGACAUCAAUCGUCCUGUUCAUAUUAUUCAUGGACUUGUUAUCGCAAGACAGCGUCAACUUCUUCAAGGUGUGGAAACGUUAUUAAAAGACACACUGAACGGAUGCUCGGAUGCGGAAGGAAGCAGAUGGAUUCGAGCAGAGGUCCUGAAUGAAGUCGCCGUCUUCAUAUGGGCGUCUGCGUGUGCCGUCUGGCAUAAUAUUAGCGAGGAGAGUGUCAGAUAUGAUACGAUUGCGAUUUGCCUUGAGAUGGCGCCUAAUCUGUUGAAGUAUGUAAAGCAGUAGCUAAAUGCAGCGGGCUAUAAUCUUUUUUUUUCUUGGAACUAUUUUUUGUUGUCCGCAAGGAAAAAAGAAGCCACCGAGAUAUUGAAGUAUCUUUUCCGCAGAGAGAGCAUGCUAAACGCGGAGAGCGGUCAGAGAGAAAACACUUUUUCAUCGUAACUUUGCUAGUAUCGUGCGGAAAAAAUUGAUUUUUUUGUAGAAACCUUUAUGGUAGAAAUAGAAAUUCGGUAAAAAGUCAAAAAUUUUCGCCGACUUUUUAAUCUAAAAAUCUCGGUUGUUUCUGCAAAGCGCGAGCUAGGAUUCACGCAUGUAUUUUAGAAAAAGUCAGUCUAAAUUUGUGCCAAGCUUCAUCAAAAUCUUAGCGUCACACUUGGGCACCACGACAUUUCCGGAAUUUGGACACUUCCGGAAUGGCGGAAUAGUGACACUUCCGGAAUGGCGGAACAGUGACACUUCCGGAACCGGGGAAAAAUCAAAGAUGAGGCUUAGAACUGCCAUCUGAACCAUCUGACUGGAUUUAUUGUUAUUAAUCUCAAAAAUUUUGUUAUUUUUUUUUCUGAUUGUUACUUUUUUCUUAAGUAGUAGUGUUAAAAAGUAAUUUUUCGAAUUUUUUCUAAAAAUACUCGAUUUAGGGGUUUUCAAGGUUGCUGAUUUCGAAUAUCGGGUUCAUUUUUUCUGAACUUUACUAGUUUUCCUUAAGCAGUAGUGUUAUAAAGUAAUUUUUUGAAAAUUUUCUAAAAAUACUCGAUUUAGGGGUUUUCGAAGGUGCUGAUUUCGAAAAUCAUGUUAGCUUUUCUCUUUAUAUACUAUCUGGUACUAUACAGUACGAGGUGAAAAUGUGACUUUUGGCGUUAAUGGUGUUGUUUUGAUGCUUGGUACUCCUCAAAAACACGUUUUAAAUAAUUGGUACUGUUUAGUACUGUCUGGUACUAUGUAGUACAAGGUAAAAAUUUGGCCUUUAGGCGUUAGUGGUGUUGUUCUGUUGCUUAGUACUCCUAUUUUCACCAUGUACUACAUAGUACCAGACAGUACUAAACAGUACCAGUUAUUUAAAACGUGUUUUUGAGGAGUACUAAACAUCAAAACAACACCAUUAACGCCAAAAGCCAUAUUUUCACCUCGUACUGUAUAGUAUCAGAUAGUACUAUAAAGAGGAAACCUAACAUGAUUUUCGAAAUCAGCACCCUCGAAAACCCCUAAAUCCAGUAUUUUUGGAAAAAUUCCAAAAAAAUAACUUUAUAACACUACUGCUUAAGGAAAACUAGUAAAGUUCAGAAAAAAUGAACCCGAUAUUCGAAAUCAGCAACCUUGAAAACCCCUAAAUCGAGUAUUUUUAGAAAAAAUUCGAAAAAUUACUUUUUAACACUACUACUUAAGAAAAAAGUAACAAUCAGAAAAAAAAAUAACAAAAUUUUUGAGAUUAAUAACAAUAAAUCCAGUCAGAUGGUUCAGAUGGCAGGUCUAAGCCUCUUCUUUGAUUUUUCCCCGGUUCCGGAAGUGUCACUGUUCCGCCAUUCCGGAAGUGUCACUAUUCCGCCAUUCCGGAAGUGUCCAAAUUCCGGAAAUGUCCUGAUGCGCACACUUGGGGUACUUCCCCUGUUAGCCGGAAACCCAAAAAUUUUCCGAGUUUUACCGAUUUCGGGCUCCAAAAUUUGGAAUGAAAAUGGAAAAGGUCAGUACGAGGGCCUCCGUGAACAUAGACCCGUCAUACUUAGUGGACAAACAAUGGGGUGUCUCAGCUUCAGUUUGAUGUAAUUUUUUUAGAAUUUGGUGCAUUAUUGGCGGAAAAAUACCCAAACAAGGGCGCUUGUGGAUUUUUUAAACCAAUUCCUUGUCUUUCAACUACUUUUUUCAUUUGCGGGCAGUGAAAAGUUUUUUGUGGAUAGCGAAAAGCAUGUCCUUGUUUAUAUAUAUUUUUUAAUUUCAGGUAUUUAUGUAAUGCCAUCCUCAAUUUUACGGAGAAAAUAUUCUUCGAAGCUUCGUGCUGGUUACUGUGUACUUUGGUUCGAGCAUCACCAGUAUUACUGUAUACCAUUUUGGAAUUACUUGGUGCGAACUCAUCCUCUGAACAUUCCCCUCGUCUUCUGAAGUCCUUAUCUUUGGUAUGUCAAUCUCAGUCUGCGGUCAAAUGCUUGUUGGAAAAGAAGUUUAUCCAGAAAUGGGCUGAUUCCAUCUACGCAAUCUGUCACAACGAAGCCCAUCAAAAGAUGAAACAACUUAUGGCAUUAGUAGAUUGUCUCAGCCAACUUAUGUCCGUGGAUCUGGUCAUCGAAUACUUUGAUUCCAACGAAGGGGGGUCAAUGUUUCGAGCACUUAUCGAAUAUCUGGUUAAAUUCUGCUCAAGUAAUGGCAGAACAUCAGAACAGAAUGGAAAUGCCCCGGGGAAGAAGCUGAUUGAGUCGGCGAUUAAACUGUUCCGGAAAUGCCUUGCAUAUGGAGGAGAUCAUCGCGAAAGAAUUGCUUUAAUUAUAUCCGACCUGAUCAACCAGAACUCAUCCCCGGUUCGGAAGGGACUCCCAUUGCCAGAGACCCUUGAAACAUUGAUAGCCAGACUGAUUAUCACAGAUGAAUCUAUUCUUGUAAGGUUGACUGGAGUUGUUCAGAACAAGAAUGGAGGAAAUAAGCAGGAUCUGAGUCGUAAGUUUACUGUAGGUUUGUGUCUGACAAGGGCUCGGCAAAACGCCGUCCCUUGGUUUUUUCUGGAAACAAUUUGAAAGAACUUAAGAAACUGGUCUAGAAGCGACUUUUAUUAUCUGCUAUUAACGUGCUGGCUAGCGAGCAUUUUUUAGUUCUAGGCUAGUCUUACCCUUGUUUUGAGAAAAGAAACGCGAUCACUUUCAAAAGUAAAGCGAAGCGGUGCUUCGGUAGCCGAGUGGGGUAAGGCGCUCCUCCUUAAAGUAGCCUACGGACCGCGUUCGAAUCCUCUUUUGAAUUUUUUGGAUAUUAUGCAACGAAUAAGCCUGGCUAGUUGUCUUUAAUUUUUGAAUAGACUUUUGUGUAUACUCGGAUCCGUUUUUAAAGAUUCGAUUUUUUUUGAUUUUGUCGUCUUUGACCUUGUGGGGGCGUCCUGGAUGGUUGUAACGAAAAGUACGUAAAAAUUGAGUCUGAUAUUUGAAACAUCUUUGCUUGUCUUGGGUUACAGGACCUAAAAGAAUGCGUAAUCACUUAUUGAGUGCAUCGACCUGAGUGUCUCAAGCUCGGAAAAAAUUUCGUAUUUUUUGAUCUGGUUGAAGGGUUCGAUCCCAUGGGUGACUAAUAUUUAUAUGAAAAGUGAUUAUUCGAUCUCAUCAGCCUGUCAGAAGCAAAGUGAAAAAAUGUGAUUGGCAAUUAAAAAAAAACGCCCGCUGGCCUGCGCGUAAGUGCAUAAUAGCAGCUAAUUAAAGGUGAUCCUAGACCAGUUUUUUACGCUCUUUCAUAUGGUACAGGGUGUUUCAAGAAAUUUGGAACAAAUGAUUUGCUUAUAUUUUUGUGUUCUUUGCGGCUAUCAACGAAUUUCUUUUUGCUUCUAAAAAUUGACAGCGUGCGUUUUUAGAAUCUCAAAAAGAAUUUUUUUUCGUCGGCGGAGGGUCCAUUUCUUGGCGGAGAAAAUUAUGGCCUUUUUUAAAAAUCACAUCGUAUUACGUGGCGGAAACGCCGUUGCAACGGCUGAAAUCAAGUUUACGUAACACCUCCAUGGAUUUUACGAUAUGCUUUUUUUGCGUUUUCGAUUUUACGCACUUCCGCGGAUGCGCGGCGGAGACCUCAGAUUUCGGUGGACGUUGUUUUGGGCCUUCGGCUUUUGCAAAUUCAUGUUGGAGAAGAGGUUGGGGCGAUUUUUUGUUUUCAUCAGAUGCACAGAUGGCAAAAAUUUCGUGCUUUUUAUCCCCGGCGGAGGAGUCGGCGGAGGCUUUAUCAAAGGGUCAAAACAAAACUCCGCCGAUUUGUCCGCCGGACCAAAAAAAUCAAAAAUCUUUGAAAGACAAUGCUGCUCUGAUGGAUUCUUGUAGCUGAGAUUUUUCCCGGACUCGUAAGACUGCUUUGACCCUUUGAUAAAGCCUCCGCCGAAUCCUCCUCCAGGGAAAAAAGCACGAAAUUUUUGCCAUCUGUGCAUCUGAUGACAACAAAAAAUCACCCCAACCUCUUUUUCAACAUGAAUUGCAACAGCCGAAGGCCCAAAACAACGUCCGCCGAAAUCUGAAGUCUCCGCCGCGCCUCCGCGGUGCGCGUAAAAUCGAAAACAAAAAAAUGCAUACCGUAAAAUCGACGGAGGUGUAACGUAAACUUGAUUUCAGCCGUUGCAACGGCGUUUCCGCCAUGUAAUACGAUGUGAUUUUUAAAAAAGGCCCCAAUUGUCUCCGCCGAGAAAUGGGCCCUCCGCCGACGAAAAAAAAUUUUUUUUGAGAUUCUAAACGCACGCUGUCAAUUUUUAGAAGCAAAAAGAAAUUCGUUGAUAGCUGCAAAGAACACAAAGAUAUAAGCAAAUCAUUUGUUCCAAAUUUCUUGAAACACCCUGUAUAUGUUUCAAGAAAAAACCAGGGGAAGAGUUUUGCCACGAAUACAAUCUGGACUCGUUUUCAGAAAGGAUGAUGCACCCCUUAUUUGGCUGUAAUCAAGAUGACAAAAUCAUCGAAGUGUCCUUGGGUACAUUAUGCGAGGAAUUUCUUCCUUGCAAGAAAGUUUUAGCGCCGACUUCCGUGCCCAUGGGGAAAUCCCCAAAGACAAUGGACAACGUGAGUUAAGAGAAAUCCACACGGUUACAUCUUUACAGUAUAUUGAAGACUUGUUCUUGGGAACCCAACUUAAUCUUGUGGACGAGUUUGCAGACGAAAAAGAGUCGAUCUCUCAAGUCGAUAAUAAGCAAAAAUCGAACAUUGAGCCCUCCAAUGAGUACCCAUAUACCUACAAACAGUUUGCCAUACAGGUUUCCUGUGGGGCUUACUCGACGAAACAUGCACUCAACAAUAAGUGGUCAUUGUCUAAGGUUGUGGAUGGAUUGAGAGCGAUCAAAAGAUUCAAUCCCAAGAAUAUUGACAGAGUCUCUUCGCUGGAACAAUGUUUGAGAGACGAUUCCGAUGUGAUGGAAGUUGAACUCGUUCAACCAUCCACGUCAAGGAUAAGUCCUUCGGACUCACAUUCCUUGGAUACGGCGAGAACCCAAAGCCGAACUCCUUCGACCUCCGGUGAUCUUCAUGAUGCUUUGAACGAAGGAGACCUAGCUGAUGGCUAUUUUAUGCUUAAUCUUAAAAUCAGAUCUUCCCUUCAGAACAACAUGUUGAAUGUAGUGGAAGAAGAGCCUUUGUUGACAGAUCUUUUGAGUGACAUUCCCCCUCGAGCAUGCACUCUUCUUCGGUUUGCACGUACAGGUGGUUUAAAGGCGUUGUCAAACUCCGUGGACGUUGUUGGCCGGGUUGAUUCAAAACUGAAGUCGUAAGUAAAGAUUAGUUAUUUUUUAAUUAGUUCAUUUUAUAGUGUAUCUUCUAUGCUCAGCAAGCUCGCAAAUCCUCAGCUUGUGCCAAUUAAGGAAGAGGUUGUCAAAGUGCGGAAGUUGUUGGGAAGGUUCUACGGUUAUACUGGGAACCAAUGCCAAGACCAAUCUGGCUUUUCUGCGCUCAACGGAGCUUUGCAGAGGCCUAUUUUUACAGUGUUGAGUAAGUUUUCUUUUAUUAUAGCUGCAAUUUUAGAUGUUUUACGUAUUUUGAAUGCGUGUGAAGCCGAAUUGAAGAGCACCGACCCUGUUUCGAAGGGUACCCAUGCCAGUCAGAGUGUUCAACUUGAUGAUUUUGGUUCUUUUGCUGCUUCACAAAUGAUGUUUGAUGAAGAUUUCGAGGAAGACAAUAUUUUUACAAAUAUCGACGACUUCGAUGAUCCCAUUAUGGAGCCCUCAACAUCCGCUGGUUUCCAAAAUUCGUCGAAUAAAAUAGUUUCUUCAGUUCCCAUCCUAUCGACCGUGUAUGACAUUGACGACUUUGAGCAAGCGACCAACGAUAUCUUCAUCUCCCCGGGCGCUUUUAAUGGACAAAAGGUUGUUUCGGUUCCGUUUGAUGAAUGGCCACCUGAAAUGUUUUCGCUUGAAAAGGUAGUGUUGCUGAAACCAAAAUUAACUAAAAGAUUUUCAGAAGAUGAGAGGAAAUGGAUUAAACGCAUACACAGAGAACUUUGACAUGAUUGUUGUUGCUUUGAGUGUUUUCCUUGAAAUAGAUGUCUACGGACCCGCUUUGGUUGAGUAUAACAGAUCUGCGGCCAAGAAAUUGAUUUAUAUUAUGUUGGGAAUGACACCACAAGGUUUGUCAAAAAAAGACCGUUUUAACGAAUUGCUUUAGAAUCAGAGUACAAUAUAACGGAGGGUCUGAGCCCCAGUCUCUCUCAAUCUGCUUUUGGGCAGAGUGAGUUAUCAACGACUGCAGCAUACACAGCCCAGAAAGAGCAUCUGCAGAAAUGGGCGUCCAAGUUGUCGGACCAUUUCUUUGCUGGAUUCUCUCCCAAAGAUAGAACAAAAAAGACAGAUACAGUGAUGGAUCAGCUCGCCCUGAUCCCGUUCUUUGUCUUAUCCAAGUGUUUCGAAGAUAAUUAUCCUCCAAAUUGCACAGUCCGCGAAGCAGAGACGGUCAGAAUACAAGCCAUGAGCAACGGAACCAUUGAUGUUUUGAUGACUUUGUUGUCCUAUUAUUCACAUCAAUCAGCAAAAAAGAAGCCGAUUCGUGGUGACGGAGACAUUUCAGCGACAAAACUGUUGGAGCAACUGAUCUCAUUCAAUGAAGAAUAUCUGCAGAUUGUAGAAUUGUGCUCCAAAGUCUCGAAGCCGAAUCCUCCGACUGCAGGUUUCGGAUCUUCCGGCUCUUCAUUGGCACAAAUGGCAUCCAGUUUACCAAUGGUUGGGCCUGCCACUUCACAACUGCUCCAACAAUUUGGAGCCGAACUCCAGAAUUCAUCGGCUACAUCCAAUUUACUGAAGCCAGUUGCAAUUCCAGUUUCAUCGGUCAUUUUUCCGUCGUAUAUGGGGGUCGUACCUGGUUCCAAAUCAACUGCUGACAACAACUUUUGGGCCAAGGGAACUGGAUUUGGAAGCGGGAACACCAACACUCACUGGAAUUUAAACCAACAUGUGGCAAAGCAAAGACAACAUGAAGUCACCGUCACCUGUCUGUUUAACGUAGGCUUGGUUUGGAAUUGUUAUUACUUGGUUUUAGAUUCUAACGAACAUUAUUAGACCGAUGCCAACCUCUGAUGUGUCCAGACUUCAGAAUUACGUGAAUCAAAACAACAAGUUAAAUGCUGGUGAGGAGGUCGCAACGCCCAUUUCGAGUGCUGUGGACGUUGAUUCAACUUCGGUGCAUGCGGAAUCCCCCCAACCUCUCCGCGCCUUUACCAAAGAAUUCUGUGAGAUUAUGAGGAAUAGUUGUUUAACAAAUACCCUUUCGGGAUACAUGCUGAAUGACUCGGGUAAGUGUUAUCGAUCAAACACCUUACCCUUCAGUCCUUGACAUUUCUUGCCAUGCCGUCGUCUAUGAAGCGGUUGUGGCAUUGCUGUUGGCUAUUUGCAAAGAACCUGUCUUAAGUUCGGUAGAUGGUAAAGAGUCAUUUAAAUUGGCGGAGCUGAUCACUGAUCCAGAAGUCAGUGGAAUAUACGAGGGAUUGAAAAGAAUAUGUCAAGUUGUUGGGAUAUAUAUGAACCGCUUGAAUAGCACUUCUGUAGCCAACCAAGAGAAGUCUCUGACAGUCGAUGAGGAGGAAACGUUACCUGAAUUUCUUCACGUAUCUGAAGCGGCCUUAAAAUGCAUGGAGAAUAUCGUAAAGGAGAAUCAGAGGAUGCAGCGCCCGGCAGAAAUGGAAGUUUCAGUAAGUCGUUAUAUUCAGUUACAGUCGCGCGUUACAGUUACAGCCCGACGACCAACGUCAUGGAAUUCAAAUGAUGGAAGAGGUCUAUUUAGCUGCUUUAAGAGAACACCAAUUCAAGACCAUUCCUUUUUUCCGGGGGGAUUCAAACAUGUUGUUUGGGUUCCAUUAUCAGGCUAACCUUUCAUCUGGAAACACGGCUAAUGGAAAGAGAAUGAGACGCCUGGCCCAAGAAGUUGUUAGUCUUUCUAAUUCCCUUCCAUUGUCCUUGAGUUCUUCGGUGUUUGUACGAGCUGCCGAUGAAAGAUUAGAUGUUAUGAAGGUGAUGAUCACAGGACCUUCAGAUACCCCUUACUCCUCUGGAUGUUUCGAAUUUGAUGUCUUCUUUCCCCAAGACUACCCAUCAACACCCAUGAUGAUGAAUCUCCAGACAACCGGGAAUCGGUCCGUUCGUUUCAAUCCUAACUUGUAUGAAGAAGGAAAGGUAAAUAUUCAUUUUUCUUGGAAAGCUUGUUGCAUUCCGGGUCAAUUAUGUAUAUUUGCAGGUUUGUCUGUCCAUUUUGAAUACUUGGAGUGGAAGGCCCGAAGAAAGAUGGAACCCAGCGGCAUCCUCCUUCUUGCAAGUGCUGGUUAGUAUUCAAUCCUUGAUUUUGGUAUCGGAGCCAUAUUUCAACGAGCCCGGCUUCGAAAGAUCUCGGGGCACAGUGACCGGAGAUCAAGCAAACAGAGAAUACACAGCCAAUAUCAGACAUCAAUGUGUCAGAUGGGCCAUGAUCGAAAUGCUAAGGAAUCCUCCCAAAGCGUUUGAAGAUGUGAUCAAAAGACAUUUCUGGAUUAAAAGAGAUGAAGUUUGCGAACAAAUAACCGAAUGGAUCAAGGAGACCAAAGAGCUCAUCGAAAAGAACCAGAGUGUAAAAGUUCUACCACAACAUUUAACUCUACUUGAGGUAAUAACGCUUUUAUUAUAAAUUAGGGAUAUAAAAACUGCUGCCUAUAUUCAAUAUUACUUACUUUUUAUCAACUUAUUUUUAGAAGAAUUUUGAUGCCCUUUUGAUUGAACUCAACAAACUGGAAUGCCCCGACCCUACCCUUUCUCAUCUUUCCUCGAUAUACCUCAAUGAAUAUCGAGAAAAAGUUAAAAAAACGAGUACGUAAAUCUUUAUCUAACGAUCAUAUCUUUUAUACCUUAAUUGUCUGUUUAUGUCUGAUCUCGUAUUAAUAACAGAUAAGGCGCGUGCGGUCUACCUUUUUUCGGACAUCGUCGCAGAAACCCCCCACAUUUCUUAUACGUGGGCCAACUGGGCAAAGUCUGCGUAGACUCUGCACAUACUUCGUUGAGUUCAGACAAAAAUCGAAAUUUUUCCAAAGCCAGACAAGACGUAAGCAAGUCGCCUGGGAUACAGACAAUUCGGUUUGUCUGAUCCAAGUCUAAAAAUCGGAUUCCUGGGUUUUCAAUCAUUCAUAGCUUUCACUGCCCUAUCUGGUGGUCGGAAGAUUAUUUUGAAUGAUCAGACAAGAGGUUUCGUCUGUAACCAGACAACACUGCAGGAGUUUUUGUAUGAUUUUUAGCCAGAAAACACGCAAACCUCUGGCAGCGGGCCCACAGACAGGCGAUCCGGGGUUUCUGCGACGAGGUCCGAAAAAAAUUUUAUUUAGAACGCAGGCACGCGCCUCAGUUCUAUAAUAUUUUCAUCGAAUAAAUUAUUUCCAUUUAUCAACUGCUUUACUUUGUAAUUUUUUUAUUUUAGUUCGCAUUAUCAUGCUUCCAUUGUUGUUUUUUCCUUACUCCCGAAGCGAAAACAUUUCAAAUUUUGAUCAAUUUUCACGAAAAAUUUUUGGUAAAGGGUAAUGGUAACCUCCUAUCCGGUGGAUAACUUAUUCUCGGGGUAACCCAUCCUCCCCAAAUCCUUUUUUCAUGGGUCCUGAUCGCAAAAAUGGUUAGGUGCAGCCAAAGAAUUUUAUUACUAAAAAAUUCUCCGUGUUUCUUGUGUUCUAUAUAGUGGUUUGAUUUUCAUGCCCAUAUCGAUUGAUCAACCUGUUUUUUUUGACAAGGAAAGUACUUUUAUGGGGGCUCCUACUUUUUGACGGGACAUAUCUCAAAAAAUCAGAAAAAAUGUGCUGAUCAAGGAUAUAUAAAUCUUAGCUGCCCAUUUUAGGUUUUUAGGGGUGAAAACUCAAUCGGAAAUUGACUUUAGGUCCUAUAUGAACGAACCCCUUUUCGCUUAAUUUUUCACAGGUUUACAAUUUUUAUUUUGGCUUAAAAUGAUCUUUAUUGAGUUUCUGAGCCGUAAUAAAUCAGUCUUGGCCCAAAAAUUUAUUUUUCCGACCUUCAACUUCAAAAAAAGUUGAUUCGGCCAAAAAGGAAAAUCGAACCCGCGCGGCGUCCUCCCUCUUGAUUCCCAGACUACAGCACUAACCACUCGGCCACACCGCUCUCUUCCGAAGGAAGAGACCGACUGCGCUUUUUAUCGUUUCGAAUGCCUGCGCACGUCAAGAUUUUGCGCUCAAAGGGUUAUCUACAGGGGUGGUCAGCGGACCCUAUUUUUCCGAUUUUCGGCCCGCGGCCCGGCCCGUCUAAUUACCGGCCCGGCCCGUCUAGUCUUUUUCCAGGCCCGGCCCGUGACGGGCCUGGCCCGGCCCGGCCCGUGCAGGCCCGUUUAUAGAGGGUUCUGCGAACUGCGCCCAAGCUUGGGAUCUAAACUUAGGCAAAAAAGGCGUUGAUAUAGCUAGUAAAGGAUCAAUGUGAUAGUCUUGUGGUUUUAUGAUGGAACUAUAGACUUGUAAACGUUUUAGAACUUGAGAAACAGCAACUAUAACAACAUCAAUUAAUUUCCCGGCGCGAAAACAAUGAAUGCCAACGGUUUGGCAUUGUAAUUUAGACGGGCCGGGCCGGAAAAAACCCCAGGCCCGCGGCCCGGCCCGUGACGGGCCCGGCCCGUUUGUAAUUUUCCAUUUUUGAGCCCGGCCGGCCCGUCACGGGCCGGCCCGGCCCACUGACCACCCCUGGUUAUCUAUCAACACGAAAGUUGGCAUUCUGUUUCCGCUUAUGGAAGUGUCCAAAAAAUCCGUCUCAAUGAGUUUUUUUGGACGAGGUCAGAGGAAAGGCGAAAUAUUGCGCAAAAUGAAGAGAUUUUCUAUCUCGAAACUGGCUCAUUUGAUUUUUUUCGUUUUAGGCUCAAAAAAUCCGCCUUGUUCCAGACUAUGUUUCCACGAAACUUCAAAUAGGGGCGAGGGAAAAUCUUAGAGAAAUCCUCGAAAUCGCAAAAUUUUUUAGGCGUUGUUAGUUUAGGCUUCAAACAGAUAGAAGACGACCGAUUUUUUAUAUGAAAUAUAUAUAUUCAGGUUAAGCAGGAGCCCAGCUUCAAAUUUAUGUAUGCAAUAACCCCAUUCUACCCCAUCUUCAUCGUGUAAUCAGGCUAUCUUUGGAGCAAAAAAUUAUUCUUUCGCCGAAACAGAAUGCCAAGAAUUUUUCAUUGCUUGAGCGCUUUUGUUUUAUUUUUUCUUGACGUGCUGCGCCUUUUGUAGGGAAAUUAACAAGGGAAGUACCCCAAGUGCGACGCUCAGAUUUUCUUUAAAUUUUGCACACACGUCGCACGUCAAACUGAGAUAAGCUAAAACAGUCCGGUGAAUAAAUUGGCACUUUGCCAAAAAAAGACGCGAAAAAACGUUUUGUCGGGGAAGAAAUGGGGAUUUUUUGGGGCGAGAGAAUACGCUUUUAUAUGUCCUUUUUCUCUCUUUCUCUGGAAAUCAAGACGAAAUGUAAAAAACCGAUAGCGAAGGGUCCAUUCCGGUCACCGGACUCCUCAGUUUGACGUGCGUCGGUCAUGAACUAGAUAUCAAUUCCUGAAAGUUUUAGCUCGCGCUUUGCAGGCGCCGCCGAGUUAUUGAACGAUUUAUGCCGCCGAGAGAGUACACUAAGCGUGGAGAGCGGUCAGGGAGAAAAACACUUUUUGGCCAUAACUUUGAUAGCUUUGUGCGGAAAAAAUUUAUUUUUUGUGAAAACAUUACCCUCUAUGAUAGAAACCGGCAUGAAAUUUUUCGUGCCGAAAUUCGGCAAAAAGUGUCAAAUUUUCGCCAACUUUCGAUCUAAAAAUCUCGGUUGUUUCUGCAAAGCGCGAACUAGGAUUCCCGCAUAUAUCCUUAGAAAAAAAUAUUCUAAAUUUGUGCCAAGUUUCAUCAAAAUCUGAGCGUCGCACUUGGGUCAGAAACUCAAUAAAGAUCAUUUUAAGCCAAAAUAAAAAUUGUAAACCUGUGAAAAAUUAAGCGAAAAGGGGUUCGUUCAUAUAGGACCUAAAGUCAAUUUCCGAUUGAGUUUUCACCCCUAAAAACCUAAAAUGGGCAGCUAAGAUUUAUAUAUCCUUGAUCAGCACAUUUUUUCUGAUUUUUUGAGAUAUGUCCCGUCAAAAAGUAGGAGCCCCCAUAAAAGUACUUUCCUUGUGAAUUCAAACGAAGGGACCUCGAUUUUGGACUUGUUUUUGGAGCUGUUCGAACGGACCGCAUUCAACCCACGGACGCUUGCGGAUAUUGUUUACAUACAUCACCCAUCUCUCGGCCCCAGUAAGCUAUUUUAUAUAGUUUAUUGACAAGCUAAUAACAAAAAGUAACAUAGUAGGACAAACCAUAUAGCUAUAUUUCGAAAUCUACGGACAAUGCAUAUAAAAAGAUCACCUCAAAAAAUUGGGAAAAAGUCUUAACCCCACCCUCUACCCCAAUUCUUGAAUACAUUCCUGAAAUUUCGAUUUUCAGAGCUCUCGGAGAGCGGUCAUCCAACCUUUCUUCCGAAUGAAAAUGCCGCCGAAUAA
Molecule: messenger RNA, 28917 nt
Organism: Bursaphelenchus xylophilus (pine wood nematode)
Lineage: Eukaryota; Metazoa; Nematoda; Chromadorea; Rhabditida; Aphelenchoididae
Source: the annotation of a GenBank genome assembly